Corythoichthys intestinalis (scribbled pipefish) is the source of this 4900-nucleotide messenger RNA. RefSeq names its product oocyte zinc finger protein XlCOF6.1-like. Lineage: Eukaryota; Metazoa; Chordata; Actinopteri; Syngnathiformes; Syngnathidae. The transcript has 2 exons. Gene Ontology annotation, biological process: regulation of DNA-templated transcription. The coding region runs from base 252 to 1430 and encodes 392 amino acids. Gene Ontology annotation, molecular function: DNA-binding transcription factor activity, RNA polymerase II-specific; RNA polymerase II cis-regulatory region sequence-specific DNA binding. The record is from RefSeq and is a predicted model, not a curated record.
UGAAAAAGACUGGCCAAAAUGGAACGGUGGUUUUCUUUGUGCACAUAUUAUUUUUCCUCUUUUUCAGUGACUUAACUAAAUCGAAGUCUCGACGACGUGUCCGUCAUUAAGCACAUUACGGACUCAAACAUCAGUCUUCAAGUCUCGGCAUUCGUUGAAGUUUUGCUGCCUACUUUAGCUUAGCCUAGCUGGCCAACCGCUAACAAAGCUGCGAGGCACGUCGUCAGGCAUUCAGAAAACAAGUGAGGAAUAUGUUCGCGAGAACUACAACGGCUGCAGAAAAGUUCCAAGAGGAACUUUGUGGAGUGAAAGAGGAGCCUCCACGUCACCAAGAUUCGACUGUGUGCAAAAUAAUGCUCGCAAAGGUUGUUCUACGCAGACUCGAAGGUUUCAGAAAAUAUAUUGGUGCUCAGUGGCAGCAGUCAAAAUCUCCUGGCGUGAAAGAGGAUGUUGAGCUCCCCCAAAUCAAAGAGGAGGAGGAGCCAGAGUCCUGUCAACAGAAGCAACUGCCAAUCAAAAAGGAGGAGGAAGAGGAGGAGCAUAUCACCAGGUCAACUGGUGAGCCCUUGAAGAGUGAAGAUAGUCCGAGUGAGGCCAGCAGAGGGGCGGAGGCUCCAAACGGCAGUAGCAGCAACUCAACAGAAGGAUUGCAAGCAGACAUUUUCAUUGUUCCGUCAGACAGAAAAGGGGCCACGUCACACUCCCCUUCCAAUGAUGAUGGCCAUAAGACAUCACACGGUGACGACAAACUCUGCAAAUGCUCUCAGUGUGGGAAAACCUUUGCUAAUAAGUAUACUUGUCGGACGCAUAUGAGGAGCCACACUGGUGAAAAACCUUUUUCGUGCUCAGUGUGUGGUCAAGGAUUCGCUGAAAAAGGAACCUUAAAAAGACACAAAAGAACCCACACUGGCGAAAAACCUUUUUCCUGCUCAGUUUGUGAGCAAAGAUUCAGCCACAAGAGCACCUUAAAACAACACACAAAAAAACACACUGGAGAAAAACCUUUUUCCUGCUCAGUUUGUGGUAAACGAUUCAGUUGCAAAAGCACCUUAAAACGACACACAAGAACCCACACUGGCGAAAAACCUUUUUCCUGCUCAGUUUGUGGUCAAAGACUCAGUUGCAAGAGCACCUUGAAACAACACACAAGAACCCACACUGGCGAAAAACCUUUUUCCUGCUUAAUUUGUGGUCAAACAUUCAGUCAAAUGAGCACCUUAAAACGGCACACAAGAACCCACACCGGCGAAAACCCUUUUUCCUGCUCAGUUUGUGGUCAAAAAUUCGCUCAGAGGCAUCACUUAAAAUGCCACACAAGAACCCACACUGGCGAAAAAUCUUUUUCCUGCUCAGUUUGUGGUCAAAGAUUCGCUCGGAAGGAAGGGAUGAAGAGACACGUGUGUGUCGGUGUGAGAAGCAAAGGCCAAUGACUGUUUUGCCUGUCAUCCAUGCUGGCUUCAUCAGAUUUUGCACACAGGACAAUGGCAUACCGCAAGCAACACUUCACUUCCACUCUUUAAUAUUCAAGACAUUAGCUACUGUUGCUAAGUAGGCACAAGCCACCGUUUGACCCUAAUGAAUGAAUGGAAAUCAUGUACGAAGAAGAUGUUUACAGAGCUAAACCUACCAAUUCUCUCCGAAAAUGAUGUACCUGGUGCCAAAUUCACCUGCAAAGAUGUGGAAGAACAUAAAAUUGUUCAGUUAAAGAGAUAGCUUGAGUGUCGAAGGUUGAAAAAGACGAAAAAAAACGAGCCAACCGAAGCAUAGCUUUAACUUUUUUAUUGACGUGACUGACAAUGACAUUCUGCUGUUUCAACAAGCUAUCCUUUACCACCAGCCCUGUCUUUCUUACAUAUUAUAUCCUCUGGUUGUCCUACGUCUCUUCCCGUUCUUGGGGGUUAGGGUUAGUUAGCUUUGUGUAGCGAUCGCAAAUGCUACUGACCUGACUGUCUCAGGAAUUUAAAAUAUUGUGUAUUCUAAUUUCCUGAGACAGUCCUGUAUAUAUACACAGGACUGUCUCAAAAAAUUAGAAUAUUGUGUAUUCUAAUUUCCUGAGACAGUCCAGUAUAUAUAUGUGUAACAGAAACGGUAACAGUGGCAGUCAGAUACCAUUGUAAUUCUUUUCAGGUCAUUCAUUGUCAGACAGAAGCAGUACGGCACAACGUUACACUAAAAAAAUAAGUUAAAAAUAUAAAAAUGGCUUACCUCUUUGUCCUCUUAAAGACCAUGGCAACCCAACAAAAUGUUUACUGCAUAUGAAAUGUGAAUGGAUUCACCGAACUGGUGUUAAAGUCCGCGCAGGUUGAUUCGGUCUUCACAUUUUUUCCUCCCGAGGUCUUAGUUUCCAGAAACGUAUGAAGAAAACAUCCUUCAUGUGUCGUAAUGUCUAGAGUCGUUUCUACAAGUUCCAAAAAUGCAAUGCGUUCGUUUUUGAAAGAUUACCGGAGAAAAGUAGCACAAAUUACGUUGUUUCUAUGCGAGGGCGGGUCUAUAAUGUCCCACUUCGGCUUUACUUCGCCUUUACGAUGCGACGUCACGGUCUAAAAAUAGCAUGCGUGCGGUACGCCAUUGUAUUCCGUAGAAUCCUGUUGAGGAUUGGCACUUUUGGUGCCUCGCUUGAUGUGCAUCCACCCUAUUGCCUAAACCUCAGCUGAUUGAACUCUCCAUUCCAGUACACGAUUUAGCUGAAUGGGCGGAGCUGUGCAACACACCUGUGACGCAUAAGGAGCGCUCAUUAUUUAAAGACUCCUGUGUGUGCGCAAGUGUCAGACUUCUGUUUACUUUGUUUUUUGCCUUUUCUGGCUAUCGACGCCUUUCCAUUGGUUCUCUCGCUGACCCUGUUCAUGCCUCUUUUUGUUUGUACUUUUUUUCACAUGUUCUGGUGUGCUCCCUUGGUUUUUUGGUAAUGACGUAAUUUUCUGAAUAUAACGCUCACUUUUUCCCCCCAAAAUCAACUCGUAAAAUCAGGGUGCACAUUAUACACGGGUACAGGGAUGGAGACAGAAAUAUAUAUAUAUUAUAUAUAUAAAUAUAUAUAUAUAUACACACAGGGGCGCCGUAUAGGGGGGAAAAGUGGUACUGAUUCUAAGGGCCCAUGGCCUGAGGGGGCCCACAAAGAAAAUUAGAGCAUUAGGUAAUCGUUUGCAAAUUUAAAUAUUAAUCAUUAUAAUUUUAAAAGGUAUAAAACGAAGGGUUUCUUUUUCUUGUUUUGUUUUUGGCAAAAAGUAAACAUCCAGAGAGCAUAUGUAUUGCCAGCAACCCCCCCCCCCUCCCCCCCGCGUAUUUUCAUUAAUUGGUUUCGUCCGCCCUUCCUUUGAUCAGACCGCGCGCAGGCUGAGCAGCGGUGCACAUUUACACCAGUCAAUGACUCUGAGUACUGUGCGUGCGGUAGGCUACAUCAAAAAUGUUUUCAAAACAGAAAUCAGACUAUCAAAAGAGGAAAGAAAAUAAAGCAAAGCAGGAGAGUGGUAGAAAAGGCCAACAGGAUGUGAAAAAGUACUUCACAAAGGAAGGUUGGUGUAAAUUGUGUCAGUGUAGUGCUGAAAAUUAACCUGUUAUUUUAGCUCACGCGACGUCUAUUAGAAAACUCAGAAGCAGGUCCCAGCUCACUCCGUAAGAAAUACGGGAUUUUCCCGACCUCAGUGAGCGACAUUGACCAAUUCAAGAACAUGAAUUCCAAAUAAUGACGGCAUUUUUUGGUAUCAUACAGAUGUUGAAAGUUGGUGUGGAUUUUUUUUUUAAUCUGGUUAAAUCCAGUUUGUCAAGAAUUUAUUGAAUUUAGUUUGUCAUCAAUUAAAUUUAGUUAGUUAACAAGGAAGGGACCUGGCUUCGGAGCUGUAGCCUAUAGUGGAGAUUGUAAGUUUUCAAAUGGGGCUAAGCCUACUCCAUAAUGAAAUACUGUAAUUGUUUGCGAGCUAGUGUUUGCUCCACUUUUAGCUUACAUUUAAUUAGUACAGCAGGUUAACCCUUUCGCAAGCUCUCCACACCAAAACAGUUGUCUCUGCCCUCGCCUGUUGUAAUAGGCACAAGCACAACUCCUCUUGCUGCGUCUGGCUCAGCAGCCCUGUCUCCUGACACCCUUUAUGAGCCAGCCUCAUCUUUACUCCCAACUGAAGGAGGUGAGGAAUCAACUUGAACACUGCCACACCACACAUAAAAUAUCAGUGGCUAAGAGACAAAUAGUAAUAAGUAAUAAUAAUUAAUAAUAAUAAUUAUUAUUAUUAAUCAAUGAUACAUAAUUAAUAAUUAAAUUAAGAUACUAGAAUUAUAUAGAAGAUAUUGUUAUAUUUGUCAUUUUAUGUACACUACAGAGCCAGGACCAUCUUCAGUAAGACACCUGAACUCUGUGUAUACUGCUACAUUCCCCCCUAACUUGUCCUCUCUUGGUCUCCUGAAUUUAAUUUUUAAGAUGCAGCUGCAAAGCAUUUUUGGAGAAGUGUGCAUCGCUUUACGAAUAUUUUGCACACUCCCCGUAACGGUUGCAGGCGGCGAGAGAGCUUUUAGUAAGCUAAAACUCAUAAAAAAUUAUAUGAGGUCCACUAUGUGUCAGGACAGGCUUUCUAGUCUUGCCAUGUUGUCCAUUGAAUGUCAGUUGGCUAGGAAGCUAGACUUUAAUGAUUUGAUCACUGACUUUGCUAUCAAGAAGGCUCGCCGCUGGGCUCUUGGUGACUAAGGCUGAGCAACCUGCAAUCUGCUCGCUUUGUUUGUAAUUGUGAGUGUGAUUGCUUGUGUGUGUGUGUGUGUGUUUGUAUGUGUGGUGUUCGCUUUGUUUGUUAUAUCAUUCUAAAGAUUGUUUUUUUGAUUGGCGUUAAUGUAUGCUGUAGUAUUGUUAGAAUAAAAGUUUUGUUUUAACUUAAGUCAUUCAUUGUGGUAUUUGAGAAUAUUUCUAAUAAAAAUAUAU